Molecule: messenger RNA, 1362 nt
Organism: Populus nigra (black poplar)
Lineage: Eukaryota; Viridiplantae; Streptophyta; Magnoliopsida; Malpighiales; Salicaceae
Product: protein FLX-like 4
Exons: 4
Coding region: 166-1059 (297 amino acids)
Source: RefSeq, a predicted model, not a curated record
UAAAUAAAUAAAAAAUCAUAACCAACGCAUUUGCUUAUUCGAUAUUGUAACUUGUAUAACUGGAGUUUGGCCUGUUGAUCAUCAGCUCAAACCUUCCCUCCUUAUUCCUACCUGUCUUCGACGCUUCGUCCACGGCAACAUCGCCGCCGACCUGAGAGAAUUGUCAUGUCUGCAAGAAGGCAUAUUCGACCAACUUUAGAAGGGCGUGUUAUCCAAGCACCUGGGAUGAUGCGUCAUGGUCCAUUUCCUGCUGGCCACCGUACAUCAGAGCCACUCUCUCAUUCUGAUCUUCUAGAGCAUAGGCUUGCUGCUCAGGCUGUGGACAUUGAACAACUUGCAGGGGAUAAUAAUAGAUUGGUUACUAGUCAGAUGGCCUUGAGGGAGGACCUUGCUGCUGCUCAGCAGGAAGUGCAAAGACUCAAGGCACAUAUUAGAAGCAUCCAGACUGAAAGUGAUAUCCAGAUCAGGGUUUUGCUGGAUAAAAUUGCAAAAAUGGAAAAAGACAUCAGGGCUGGUGAGAACGUGAAAAAGGACCUCAAACAGGCACAUGUGGAGGCACAGAACUUGGUCAAAGAAAGACAAGAGCUUGCUACACAAAUCCAACAGGCUUCACACGAGUUGCAGAAAAUCCACACUGAUGUAAAGAGUAUACCAGAUUUGCAUGCUGAGCUUGAGAAUUCAAGGCAUGAACUCAAGAGGUUAAGAGCUACAUUCGAGUACGAAAAAGGAUUAAAUAUAGAGAAGGUGGAGCAAAUGCGAGCAAUGGAACAGAAUCUCAUAGGGAUGGCAAGAGAAAUGGAAAAUUUGCGCGUUGAUGUCUUGAAUGCUGAGACCAGAGCACGUGCACCAAACCAAUAUAUUGGUGGCUACGCAAAUCCUGAUGGAUAUGGGAGGCCUUUUGUUCACAUGGGUGUUGGACCAGCAGCGGAAGGGAUAAUUCCUUACAACAGUAGCAACAGUGUAGCGUCCAAUGUUGGGUUUGGUGGUGCAGCAAUGUCUACUACUGGUGGUGUCGCUCAAUGGGUAGGGCCUUUUGAUCCGUCGCAUGCUCGGGGGUGAACAAGAUGAAGCUUCGAUCAGGAGCUAUCCAGAAGCUUUUCUGCCUGCCUUGUCUGGCAUCAGUUGCUACAAGGCGAACAUGAAGUAGUCUUCAUUAGAGGCUUUUCACUAGCUUUGGCUGCCUACCACUUUGCUGUGCAUUUGCAAAAUGCAUAAUUCCGCUAAUGUUGUUGUGUAUAUUAUAGAUUAGAUGUUUUCUUCACUUGUUAGCUAAAGUGACAUAUGGCAUUGCAAUGUGUAAUCUGUUAAAACAUUUUAAUUUACGUAGUUCAUCAAGAAGCUGCAAUCUGCAGAACCUUUUAA